GAAAGCCCAUCUACUGCGCCGCAGACCGACGCUAGAGUGGGCGGGGCGGGGUCCACCACCUUGCCGGCUUUGGAAGGCCGGCGCGUAGGGUUAAGAAUGAGACCUGUAUAGUUAAUCGUCUACUGACGCCUCCCUUGGGAUGAAUCCAGAACUUUCAAGAUUCAACUCCCUCAGCCCAGGUGCUGUCUACUUCUCAACUGUCACCACUACAUCCAUCCUUGGAUUUCCCUAAACCUGUCUCCAUGAGGCGACAGCCACUAGAAACAGUUCCAGGAAAGCCUUACGAUCUGAAACUACAACUUCCAGAAUCCUUUGCGCGCGGCUAAGGGGCGGUGAUUCCGGAGCCGUCUCCCGCUAAGAGAUGGCUGAGUCCUCGGGGUCACCGCACCGCUUGUUGUACAAACAGGUGGGCUCGCCGCCCUGGAAAGAAGCUUUCAGGCAGGGAUGUCUCGAGAGAAUGAGAAACAGCCGGCACAGGCUCCUGAACAAGUACCGCCAGGCUGCAGGUGGCAACCCAGGGAGAGCCUCCGACAAGUUUCUUGUGCAAGAAGUGAUGGAGGAAGAGUGGCAUUCUUUGCAGUUGGUAGAGAAUUGUCCGGAGGCCUUGGUUCAGUUGGGAUUGCCAGAGGACCUAGCUGUGCUGCAGGACAUCGAACAGGAGCUGUGUGAUGAAGAAAAGUCCAUCAUAAGCGAGUAUGAGAAGAGUUUACAGUUUGAUGAAAAUUGUCUCAACGCCAUGUUGGCUGAGUGGGAAGCAAACCCCCUCAUCUGUCCUGUGUGUAUAAAGUACAACCUGAGAAUCAUGAACAGUGUGGUCACGUGUCCGUGUGGCCUGCACAUCCCACUUCACUCUCCAGAGCUGACUGAGCAGAAGCUGCGGGGCUGUUUGGAGGAUCAUGUAAACGAGCACAGCGCACACUGUCCCCACAUGCCUGAAUUUUCAGUCACCGGUGGUCCAGAGGAAAAGCCCAGCCUUCUGAUGAGCUGCCUGGUAAGUCUCCUCGGGACCUUUCCCCUCUUGCUGGAAAUAAUGGCUUAGAAAUAGGUAAAUAUUUAAUGUUUUUUGGUGGAUGCAGAAUACAGGAAGUAUCAGCUGGGUGUGGUGGCACUUAUCUGGAAUCUCAGGAGGGAGGCUGAGGUAGGAAGAAUCUAAGGCCAGCCUAGACUAAGUAGUGAGGAACUGUCUCAGAAACAGAUGUUGGGCUGUCGAGAUGUCUCGGUAGGUAAGAGCACUUGCAGCCAAACCUGACAACCCCAGUUCAGUCCGUGGACCUCAUGUGGUAGAAACAGAACCGAUCCCUGCAAGUUGUCUUUUGUCCUCCACAACAUGUAAUGUGCUUGUGCACGCCGCUUUCUCUCACACGCUCACGGAUGAUUAAAGCUUACGGAAUGAGCAACUUAAAUAGCCUGGUAAGCAAAGGGAGGGUAGGCUUAGAAUUAUGGCCAAGGCAUUGGUCUGGAAAUUGGAGCCUGCACUACAUGCUUUUGUUGGGUCAGUGCAAUGGCUUGAGAUCUCCAUACAUGAGGCCAUGGCCAUGAAUGAAUGCCAGAUGACCACCUUGGCAUCGCUCUGCAGAGACACAGGAGAAGCGGCACAGUGGAACAGCAGAUUUGUCUCAGCAAACCUUCAUAAAGGUCUAAGACUCUUGCCAAAUAGUAAUCAGGUGUGAGGGACAGGACCAGAGAGGAGCCACCUGUCUCAGGACCCUUAAGUUUGCUGUGGGAACCAGUGUUCGUGUAUAUGACAUAUUAUAGCUUCCAGGUCCCAAGUCACCAAAGUGCUGCAAUGUGCCAGAUACUCAGUAAUAACCUGAACCCGCACAUAAAAUUUUUCAGUAUUUUUGGGCUCCAACUGGACCUGACACCAUGUUUCCCUUAGCACUGCUGAAAUUACCUGUUCAUGUCUUUGUUUCUGGGGACAAAGACUGUUUCUCUCCCUCUUGUUUAAUUACUCUCCCCCCCACUGUCUGAGUUAGUGCAUAAGUAGAUACUGUGUUUCCACAAAUGAUUCACAGUGGCAGCAGAGUUGAAGCACAGGCCAGACAAAUGGCCCUGGCCUCUGCCUUUUAGACAGUCAGUGCGGUGCUCAGAUGGCUCAGUGAAAGCACUUGCCUGAGUUUGGAUCCCUGCAUCCCAUCUAAAAGUCAUGUAGGCAUGGUGGCUACCUAUAAUCCUGGAAUUCACAAGGCCAGAAGCAGGGAGAUGCCUGGGACACGCUGGCUACGGACUAGCCAAUUAAGGAACUCCAGGUUCAGCCAGAGUCCCUGUGUCAAUAAAGUAGAGAGCAACUGAGAGUGACAUCUGUCAGUUUGACUCCUACACACACACACACAUAUGAAGAGAAAUAAGCACACCAGCCACCCCCUUGUAGAAUUUCAAAUGGUAGUGGAGCGCAUGUUAAAUUCUUUUUCUGGGGAAAUAUGAUCUACAUAGCCCUAGCUGGUCUUGAACUUGCUACUUAGACAAGGCUGGACUCAAAAUCAGAGAUGUGCCUGCCUCUCCAGUGUUACAGACUAAAGGUGUACACCAACUUUUUUUUUUUAAAGAUUUUAUUACAUAUACAAUAGUGUUCCGCCUCCAUGUCAGAAGAGGGCACCAUAUCUCAUUGUAGAUGGUUGUAAGCCACCAUGUGGUUGCUGGGAAUUGAAGUCAGGACUUCAGGAAGAACAGUCAGUGUCCUUAACCUCUGAGGCAUCUCUCCAGCCCUACACCAACUUCUUUUAAAUGUCAGUUUCAGACCAAGUACUAGAGAGGCUGGAAAGGGCAGUUAAGAACAAGCAGGCAGGCAUGACAGUGUUUGCAACUUGGGAAACUAAGGUAGCGAAGUUUGAACCCAGGAGUUAAGACCAGUCUGAGCAAAGUAGCCCAACCCUAACUAGUCUCAAAGAAAAGCAGCUAAUGAUUGCCUGAUUGCUCAGCUUUUUGUUUUAAUUAAACUUGUACACACGUUGAUACCCUGUAACUCAGAACAGCACUGUAACAAAACAAAUGGUAGAGAUGCCAGUGCUCUGGGCAGCAGCACCCUCAACUGACCAGCACUGGCUCCAGGCUAUGUAGGUAGACCACUGGAGUACGGGGUUAUCACCACAAAGAUGAGAAACUGAGGGGGAGAAAAAAAAUUAGAGUAAGCUCCAAGUUCAGUCCUUUGAGAGGUACAUAUGAACACAUUUGAAAUUCCCAAAGUGCCACUAAAUCUCAGAGGGACAUCAGGGAUCACUGGGUUGAGAUCCAGGAGUCCUCAUAUACUCGGGGUGAGGUGGGAUAUGGGCGUGGGUUACUGAAGAGGCCACAGAGAAGCAAGCUUACACCUGGGAAAGUCCCUGUCAGGGUUUGAUCUUUAUGGUUUCUGAGGGUACUUGGUAGUUCAUCCACAAGACUUGAUCUUAGCUUGGAAGCUACAUUAGUGACGGCUUCAUUGAUAAAGCAUCCCACUUAAUGUUCAUGGCCAGAAUAAUUUUCACUAACUUCUUUUCUGUCUA
Molecule: messenger RNA, 3479 nt
Organism: Alexandromys fortis (reed vole)
Lineage: Eukaryota; Metazoa; Chordata; Mammalia; Rodentia; Cricetidae
Gene: Rpain
Product: RPA interacting protein
Exons: 6
Coding region: 362-1039 (225 amino acids)
Biological process (GO): protein import into nucleus
Cellular component (GO): PML body; nucleus
Source: RefSeq, a predicted model, not a curated record